Messenger RNA from Salvelinus sp. IW2-2015, 3564 nucleotides. Its product is annotated as FERM domain-containing protein 5. Gene Ontology annotation, cellular component: cytoskeleton. The record is from RefSeq and is a predicted model, not a curated record. Lineage: Eukaryota; Metazoa; Chordata; Actinopteri; Salmoniformes; Salmonidae.
GCGACGGUUUUGCUCCUGGAUCUGGAUGCGAGCGUCAUUUCAAUGAUUCCGCACUGUGGCCAGUGUCUGUUGUGUUAACUUCAUGGGAUAGACAAUGCUGCGUCUUGGCAGUAGAAUCUUCAGCUGCUGCUAGUCUGGUUGAUCGGAAAAUGUAGUCAUUCAGUGACAUUGCUUACAUGCUGUGUUUAGUUUAUUGUUCUGGUCCUAGACGCAGACCAGCAAUUCUGUGAGAAGAUGUUGAGUCGAAUAAUGAGUGGCAGCAUCAGGAAUCUGGAUAGAGAAUAUGACUGCACCGUAAGACUCCUGGAUGAUACGGAAUACACAUGCACAAUUCAGCGGGAUGCUAAAGGACAGUAUCUGUUCGACCUCAUCUGCCACCACCUGAAUCUGCUGGAGAAGGACUACUUCGGCAUCAGAUAUGUGGACCCAGACAAGCAGCGGCAUUGGUUGGAGGUCACAAAGUGUAUUGCCAAGCAGAUGAAAUCCCAGCCUCCGUUCACCAUGUGUCUCAGAGUCAAGUUUUACCCCCCUGACCCCGCUGCUCUCAAAGAGGAAAUCACCAGAUAUUUAGUCUUUCUGCAGAUCAAGAGAGAUCUGUAUCACGGACGCCUCCUGUGUAAGACGACAGAUGCUGCCAUGAUGGCUGCCUUCAUCCUGCAAGCUGAGAUUGGGGACUAUGACCCUGGGAAGCAUCCUGAAGGAUACAGUUCUAAAUUCCAGUUCUUCCCAAAACAUUCAGAGAAGCUGGAGCGACGAAUCUCAGACAUACACAAGACAGAACUGAUUGGCCAGACACCUGAAACAUCAGAGCUGAAUUUUCUCCAGAAAGCCCAGAUGCUGGAGACAUAUGGUGUGGAUCCUCAUCCAUGCAAGGAUGUGUCUGGAAAUCCAGCCUUUCUUGCCUUCACCCCAUUUGGAUUUGUCGUGCUUCAGGGAAACAAGAGGGUUCAUUUUCUCAAGUGGAAUGAGGUGACCAAACUGAAGUUCGAGGGAAAGAUAUUCCAUAUAUAUGCAAAUCAGAAGGAGGACAAAAAGAUCAUCUUGACGUACUUUGCACCAACACCUGAGGCCUGCAAGCACCUGUGGAAAUGUGGAGUGGAGAACCAAGCCUUCUACAAGCUGGAGAAGUCGAGUCAGGUGCGGACAGUGUCCAGCAGCAACCUGUUCUUCAAGGGGAGUCGUUUCCGCUACAGUGGACGAGUGGCGAAAGAAGUGAUGGAGCAGAGUGCAAAAAUCAAACGAGAGCCUCCAGAAAUACACAGGGCUGGCCUGGUUCCCAGUAGAAGCUGUCCGUCCAUCACUCACGGGCCGCGCCUCACCAGUGUUCCACGCACCCGCCGGAGAGCCGUCCACAUUUCCAUCAUGGAGGGUCUGGAGUCGUUGCGUGACAGUGCCCACUCUACACCUGUGCGCUCUGUGUCCCAUGGGGACUCUUUCAUGCCGCGCUCCCGCAGCCUGGCCACGGACGCCAGCGAGGGCUCGGCGGUGAUCUCUGACGAGGCCUACAGCCCCUCUGACAGCGUGCUGCCCACCCCUGUGGCAGAGCACAGCCUGGAGUUGGCCGUGGCACGCCAGGUCAACGGAGCCCCCUGCAGCAUCAAGGAGGAGAAGGAGUCGGAGGCAGGCACCCCCUCGGUGGGGGAUGCAGGCGACUUGUCAGACAGUAGAGCGACGGUUGAGGGUGCAGAGGGAGCCUCACCGCUCAGCGAAGUGGAACAGGUGAAUACGUUUGUUUUAAGUGUCCUCCGUUUGCUUCUUGUGACCAUUGGACUCCUCUUUGUCUUGCUCUUCCUCCUCAUCGUCCUCACUGAAUCCGACCUUGACGUUGCAUUUUUACGUGAUAUCCGCCAGACCCCCGAAUUUGAGCAGUUCCAUUACGAAUACUUUUGUCCCCUCAGGCGGUGGUUUGCCUGCAAGCUCCGCUGGGCGGGCAGUUUGCUCAUUAACAAAUGAGAGAGAGCAUGAAGCCGUAGAGUGCGUAAGCCCAUUCGGGGUUAGAGAAGACGAUUAAAGCUCCGGAGAGAUGGAGGGCAGCCCCGUCCCAACCAUGAACCCAGCUUCUCUCAUGAUACUCCCGCUGACAUACAUGUCGGACCACUCCUGGAAUCACUGUGCCAGGAGUUUCUCUCUCUCCCUCCAUUUUGAGUUACUCCCCCUUUUUUCCACUUUACCGUUCGUUUGUUUUUUACAAACCCUGAAGACAUUUUUUUGUUGAAUUUCAGGUCAUUUCAGGUAUUUUAUUUUUUCAAAAAAUAUAAACGAAAAAAUAAGAAACUGAAAUUAAAGAACUGAAGUAUUUUUUAACAGGAGCGAGACAUUUUGUUGCAACGAAUGAAAGUUGCCUACAUUUACUAUGUAUUGUUUGGAAAAUAAAUUGCAUUUGCAUAGGGGAAGAAUGUGAUGCAAGGAUAUCAGGGAAGCCACCAAGUCAUCGAAAUGGUUCAGAAUGAAGUGAGAUAAAUACAGCUUUGAAAAGUGUUCAGUGAAGUAGACAGUCAUGCCUUUUAAGAUGAAGUAACAUCCAUCCCAAGCCAUACAUCUAUAAUGGUUUUCAUUGAUCAGAACACCUUAAAUGAGGGAAGCUAGAGCGAUGUGCAUUGAGUCUGUCAAAGUGCAAGUGAUUGAAAUUGAGUAAGUCGGGAUGAUUACCAAAUGCCUUUUAUGAAGAAAAAAGUAGAUGAUAUGAAGAAGGUUUUGAAUUUGUCGGAUUGUUUUAAAGUUAUACUUUAGUGGAAAUACAAUAGGUGUAUAAAGUAGAAGCUGUGAAGUUGAAAUCUGUUUAAAGUUUUUAUAAAGGAUACAGUUAAAUAAACCAGUGACCAUGGUGUUUUGUGACCCCAUAUUGUCAGUAUCUGUUAGAAGGGUUGAUGAUCAACUUCUUGGAAACACUCACUAGCACCAAUAGGACCAGUCUAGGUAGAUAUGCAAUACUCUUUAGGUUAAAUACUUCAGUACUUUUGAAUGUGUGCAUUUGUUUUGUCAUAUUUCUUAAUUUUGUUUUAUGUACAUUUCUUGAUUAUGUUAAGAUCUGAUGAAAUUGAAGAUCUGUUGAAAUGUAUGAUUUCUUUCAGUUCCUUAUCAACCUAGCUCUUAAGUUUGCGUAUAUUAUACUAUAAUUAAUUGUUAGUAUAAGAAUAACAAUGAUGUACUUUUUGUACAAAGUAGUUUGUUUCCUAUUAUAUUGACAGUUUUUCCAUGUAUAUUUUUAACAGAACUGAAAUGAUAUUUUGUUAUUGAAGAUGAAAUUAUACUUUUUUUUAGCUCUGUUUCAAGUGAGGUCUGGCAUUUAUGGACAUAUAUGAGAGGGGGUUGACUCAAAAACUGGGCUUUUAUCAAGAUCCACUCCGUAUAGAUCACACCUCUCUCACUCCACCAGCAUGCACACUUUUUAGUUGUCAAGACAACUAUUUCAAAUGCCCACUGUAGGCCAGGAAGGCACAACAGAUGGUGGAGGAACAAUACAUAUUGUCAAAAGUAGACUGGACUACAAUACCAACAGAAAACAUAGUACUCCAAAGACAUGUUUUCAUGCCUGUAAACAUCACAAUAAAUGCAGAUUGGUCA